AUGUUCCCAAGGAAUUUACGGCUGGCCCUAAUGCUGACAGCAAUGUUUGCGUGGACAUCAGUGGUGUUUUGGGUAACGAAAACACAUCGACCCACCUUCACGGAAGACGGGAGAUUGGUGAUCAACCCGCCACUGAUGGAAGCCAGAUUUUACCAACAUUCUGAUAGAAGAAGCAACUCAGCAAUAAAACGAAACAGGAAAGGCACCAAUGUCAAUAAAUUAUUUCACAGAAAACAGAAGCUUGAGUUAGGUCCAAUGGGUAACAAUGGCGGAAAUCACCGACACAGUUUCUCUGAAACAAUCCAAGAAUUUGGCAUUGCUUUGUUUAAAGAUACAGAUCCAAAACGUUUUUACAUUAACGUUAACAAAUCUCACCAAACCCCUGUGGAUCGGGAGGUACCAGAUACACGACCUGUCGAUUGUACAUCAGUUCAAUAUGAUAUUGCUUCACUUCCGGUUGCGUCGGUAGUAAUAUCUUUGCAUAAUGAACCAUGGUCUACAUUCGAAAGGCUUAUAAACAGCAUUAUAAGGCAUUCGCCUCCAUCGCUUAUUCGUGAAAUCAUCAUAAUUGACGAUAUGAGUGAUCUAGAACAUUUGGGAGCACCCUUGGAUGCUUACGCUGAUCAAUACGAAUUCAUACGAAUACACAGAGCUAAGGAAAGACUCGGAACUAUGAAAACAAGAGUUCUAGGGACUUCGAUUGCCAAAGGGGAUGUGGUUGUUUUCUUGGAUUCACAUACAGAGGUCAAUGUUGGCUGGUUGGAACCUUUAUUAUACGAAAUCGGACGAGAUCAUACAUCUAUUAUACAACCUUCUAUUGACACCAUUGACCCGGAAACCUUUCAAUAUAGCCGGUAUUUCGACAAUGAUAUGAGAGGUCAUUUCCAAUGGAGUAUGGCGUUCAGUUUUGUACCAUUAACCCCAAAACAAAAAUCGGAAGUUAAUUCAAAUCCGACAAAAGCAUUCAAAACCCGCUGA
This is a messenger RNA of Ylistrum balloti, 978 nucleotides long. Its product is annotated as polypeptide N-acetylgalactosaminyltransferase 10-like. Bases 1 to 978 code for a protein of 325 amino acids. The transcript is spliced from 2 exons. Lineage: Eukaryota; Metazoa; Mollusca; Bivalvia; Pectinida; Pectinidae. The record is from RefSeq and is a predicted model, not a curated record. Gene Ontology annotation, cellular component: Golgi apparatus.